This is a messenger RNA of Anoplopoma fimbria (sablefish), 1452 nucleotides long. RefSeq names its product GTPase IMAP family member 4-like. The record is from RefSeq and is a predicted model, not a curated record. Lineage: Eukaryota; Metazoa; Chordata; Actinopteri; Perciformes; Anoplopomatidae. Gene Ontology annotation, molecular function: GTP binding.
GGGAGGCAGAGAGUAGGGGUAAGGGGUUUAUUGUUUUUAGCUGGGCAUGCGUUGCAUGAAGGACGAGGGGAUCAGGUGGGGCGAAGCCAGGGAGCCAGGACAGGAGCUGGAGAUGAACCGGGAACAGGGCUGGAGACAAAGGCAGGUUCAGGCAGGGGAAAGCUGAGGGAACAGGAGAACAGGAAUUAAGAAUCAGGGUAACCGAUUAUAUACUAAAUAGACUGGUGAGUAUCAGCGACACUAACUGGUUAACAGAGUUUACGAUCUGGCGGUGUGGAGGAGUCCGGACCGGGCUUUUAAGAGCAGGCUGAUUGAGGACAGCUGGUGGCCUGGCUCCUGUACACCUGUCUCCACUCCUGUAAUCAAACGAACACUGACACACACAGGGAAAGGGGGAGUGGCUGCAGGCUAAGCAGAGGUAGAGGCCAUGACAAUAUCUGCAGCAGACACACUCUCAACUGUCUGCACUUCAGCUGCAGUAUCUACUCAUCUCUCUUUAACUUAAUCAUGGACACCCACUUUUACAACCCAAACAUGGCCAGCAACUUAGGAUGCAGCAGAAAAAAUGAUGAGGAGCUGAGGAUAGUGAUAGUGGGGAAGACUGGUAUUGGGAAGAGUGCCAGUGGAAACAACAUUCUGGGACGACAGUGCUUUGAAUCAAAGUUCAGUGCCAAGUCUAUGACUGUAGAUUGUUCCAAGGGCAAAAGUGAGGUGAAUGGGCAACGGGUUGCUGUGAUCGACCCGGGCCUGUUUGACACCAGGUUUGGCAUGGAUAAAACUACUAAAGAUCUCUGCCAGUGCAUCUCUUACGCUGCUCCUGGACCCCAUGUGUUCCUGGUGGUCAUCAGGCUGGGCAGAUACACUGAAGAGGAAAAGCAGACAGUGCAAAGAAUUCAAGAAAUCUUUGGCCAGGCUGCAGACAGAUACAGCAUGGUCCUCUUUACUCAUGGUGACCUUCUUGAAGGCACAACUAUUGAGGAAUUCUGGGCGGACAGCCCGGACCUGCAGGAACUUGUGGACAGAUGUAAUGGCCAGUACCAUGUCUUCAAUAAUAAGCUGAAGGAUCGCUCUCAGGUCACUGAGCUGCUCCAGAAGAUCAGAGAUGUUGUCCAGAAGAACGGAGGAAGCCACUACACCAACCAGAUGUUCCAAGAGGCAGAGAGGACGAUUGAAGAGGAGAAACAACGCAUCCUGAAAGAGAAAGAAGAGCAAAUACGCAAAGAGAAAGAGGAACUGGAGAGGAAACUACAGGAAAAACAUGAUAAAGAGAUGAAGAAAAUGUAUGAACGACUCCAGGCUGAGAGAGAGAGGGAGAGGAGAGAGAGAGAGGAGGAAAGUAAGAGGGAGAGGAGAGAGAGAGAGGAGGAAAGUAAGAGGGAGAGGGAGCAGAUGAGUGAGGAGAGAAAGAGGGAGAAGGGAGAGAGAGAGAAAAGGAGAUGGCAAACAAGAUGA